CAAUCUCGCUGCCCAGCCCUGCAACGUCCAGCUCCGGAUACUUCACACUCGCCUUCUUCAGAGACAGAGAGACGUCAGUGCGGUCCGAGAGCUCUGCUUGUCUCUCAUCUUGGUCACUCGAGCCAUGGACCGUCAAGUGGUGCACAACUGGCUGCGCUCCGUGCUAGUCCCAUACGCGAAUCCCGAUCGGACCUUUGCAGAUGUAGUCUCCCUCCUCGAAGCCUUCCCAUCGCUCUCACCCAGGACAGAUCUCUACAUCUCCAAUGUGGGCCAAUCGCUACUGCUUCUUCAGCUCAAAGGCACCAUUCCGAUGCAAUUCCGCGGGCAGACGUACAAUGUGCCGAUUGAGGUGUGGGUGAAUAAGGCUUAUCCAAGGGAACCACCGAUUGGGUACGUGAGUCCGACCAAGGACAUGCUGGUUAGGAAGACAGACGAAGUGGACCUGGACGGUCUCAUCAACGGGACAUAUCAAAAGGAAUGGACGAGAAAGUGGGAGUCCAAGAGUCUCCUCGCCUUCAUACAUGCCUGUCAAGAUAUCUUUUCUCGCCAGCCUCCAGUCUACGCAAAACCACCGGCCACCCCAGCCUCUACAAUCCCAUCUCAAGCUGCCGCAUCGACUACGAGCCCGGCCUCUCCACGACAACCUCUGCCAAACCAGCGGGAAUAUGCUCCGAGUGCAAGUGGGAGCAGUCAUCAGAAGCCGCCUCCUCCUCUCCCAGGCCAGGCGCAGCCUUCAGCUCAUCCCGGCCCUUCCUCUGGGCCUCCUCAGAAGCCACCUAAGCCUGGUCAGAGUCAGUACAGCGAUGGGCCUAGUCGAUCCUCCUCUGGUUCUUGGGGGCCAGCUACAAAUAACGGAGCCUUUCAUCCUACUCAAUCUCCCAGCCAUGCUCAUUACCAGCAAGGACCUCUCCGGUCGGCCUCUAUAGAUGCUAGGCAGGAGCCCAAUGGCCAUUCCUCGUACGCCUCGCCUCAGCCAGACUCUUACGGAAAUAAUGUCAGCUUCCGAGCUCCUCAGGGCCCAGGGCCGAGCUCUGCUGGUCCGCCUCAACCCCGUCCAGCGAGCGGUCAAUGGGGUCAGGCGCAACAUGGUCCACCUCAAUCGCCCAUAGCUCAGCAGCAGACUUGGAACCAUCACGUCCAUCAUCCAGAGACGGCAUCCAGGCGGAUAAGUUCGCAGCAUCCUCCUGGGCAGUACGGCCAUCCUACCAAUCAGCACAGCUCCACUCCACCGCCCGCUCUACCACCCAACGGUCCUGCCCACCCCCAACAUCAGGUGAAUCCAGCUGCUUCUCCGCCUUCAAGAGGUCCGCCACUACCCUCCGGCCGUCCAAUUACUGCGCAGGAAGACUUCCUAGACUCGCUCUCUCACGACUCCCAGUCCAUCCGUGCAGAGGGGGCAGCCGCCCAGACGCCAAGCAGUGGUCCACCUCCUCCCCGUCCGCUCAACCCCGAGCUAGCCGCCUUGCACCAAGCCCUUCACGCUAAGCUCUCCUCGCGGGUAGACCAAUUACGCUCCACUCUUACCGCGUCCAAUACACACCUCUCCCUCCUCGUGAGGGAUCUAGACGCAGGCCCACCCGCCAUCGAGGAUGAGGAAGCCCGCCUUCGCGCCGUCCUCUCCGUCUGUCAAUCCCGUUCCCACUCUCUCGAAUCAGCACUCCAGCGACUGCAAGAGCGCACCCGCGAGCUUCAAGCGCGAGAGCAACCCCGCUCCGUCGAGGUAGUCUUGGCGGAUAGCAUCGUUGGUGAUCAGCUCGUGGGAUUAGUGGCGCAGGAUUUGGCUAUUACUGAUACACUCUACCACCUUUCGAGGGCAUUGGGAAAUGAGGAAAUUGAUUUGGAGAGGUACCUCAAGUGGGUGAGACAAUUUGGGAGGGAACAAUUUCUGAAGAGGGCAUUGGCUAUGAAGAUUAGUAGGGGCUUGGAGGCUAGCUGAGGGCAAAGAAAGGCGAGGGAGGCUGAGAGGGAGACAGAUGGGGGAGUACGUCAACCGGUAGGAUGUAGAAUACUGAGAGCAUUGACUCGAUUAGGAGGAGGAAGCAGGCCAGUCAGCCUAGACUAUCCCAUCUGCAUUCUCACACAUCCUUAAACAUGGCAAAUCAUUCAACCCACCACUGCGAGCGAGCAUGGAUCCUUGGUAUGUGGAUUCAUUCGGUUGGAGGCGAGAGUCUGUCCCAGUGGGUCGAGGAAAGAAUGUGUACAGGUUCGGGGUAUAUCAUUCGUGACGUUGUGUGACCAAGGUAAGGAGGGGGAAGUUUCAGAGGUGGGGGAGGCGGACAGGCCGACUUGUACCAGAGGAAGAAGAAUCUGUACGGACGGGCUCACGAGAGGCCCUAGUGAAGGCAAAUUCGAGGCAACGACUCGCACUGGCUACCCGCUACCACCACCAC
Molecule: messenger RNA, 2390 nt
Organism: Microstroma glucosiphilum
Lineage: Eukaryota; Fungi; Basidiomycota; Exobasidiomycetes; Microstromatales; Microstromataceae
Product: UEV-domain-containing protein
Exons: 2
Coding region: 125-1936 (603 amino acids)
Biological process (GO): endosome to lysosome transport; protein transport; protein modification process
Cellular component (GO): ESCRT I complex
Molecular function (GO): ubiquitin binding
Source: RefSeq, a predicted model, not a curated record